Eptesicus fuscus (big brown bat) is the source of this 2633-nucleotide messenger RNA. It is a transcript of the gene ARFGAP3, whose product is annotated as ADP ribosylation factor GTPase activating protein 3. Gene Ontology annotation, molecular function: GTPase activator activity. The transcript is spliced from 16 exons. The coding region runs from base 78 to 1625 and encodes 515 amino acids. Gene Ontology annotation, biological process: COPI coating of Golgi vesicle. The record is from RefSeq and is a predicted model, not a curated record. Lineage: Eukaryota; Metazoa; Chordata; Mammalia; Chiroptera; Vespertilionidae.
CUCCGGGAGGCGGCAACCGCUCCAGAUCAGCCCUUCCCGCUCGGCUGGGGCAGCUGCGCCUCGGUUUCCUGGUGACUAUGGGGGACCCCAGCAAGCAGGACAUCCUGACCGUCCUCAAGCGCCUCCGCUCGGUGCCCACCAACAAGGUGUGUUUUGAUUGUGGUGCCAAGAACCCCAGCUGGGCGAGCAUCACCUACGGGGUGUUUCUGUGCAUCGACUGCUCGGGGUCGCACCGGUCCCUGGGAGUUCACCUGAGUUUUAUUCGAUCUACAGAGCUGGAUUCUAACUGGUCUUGGUUUCAGUUGCGCUGCAUGCAAGUUGGAGGAAACGCUAACGCAUCGUCCUUCUUCGACCAGCACGGGUGCGCCACCGGCGACACCAAGGCCAAGUACAACAGCCGCGCGGCCCAGCUCUACAGGGACAAGAUCAAGGCGCUGGCGUCCCAGGCUGCGCGGAAGCACGGCACUGACCUGUGGCUUGAUGGCUGUGUGACGCCGCCUUUGUCCCCCGCCCCGAAGGAGGACGACUUCUUUGCCUCUCAUGCUUUUCCUGAGGUGAGUGGCCCAGGAUGGGCCUCCGCACACCCAGAACCGUCUUUAACACCCCGGAGCGUGGAAGUCCCCCCAGCAAAUAAUGAAGGUGGACCGGAGCAAGGACCAAGUGUGGAAGGUCUUAACGUACCAACCAAGGCAGCUCUCGAGGUUUCCUCUCUCAUAAAAAAGAAACCAAGUCAAGCUAAACGAGGCCUUGGGGCCAAGAAAGGAAGUCUGGGAGCCCAGAAACUGACGAGUACGUGCUUCGAUGAGAUGGAGAAACAGGCCCAAGCUGUAGAUAAGAUGAAGGAGCAGGAGGACCUGGCCAGGACGGCGCCGAAGGAAGACUCGAUCGUCUCGUCCUUACGAUUGGCCUAUAAGGAUCUUGAGAUUCAGAUGAAGAAAGACGAAAAGCUGACCGUGAGCGGGAAGACGAAGGUGGAGUCGGAGCGGCUCGGCAUGGGGCUCGGAAACUGCAGGAGUGGCAUUUCACAUUCAGCAACCUCAGAUAUGCAGACCAUUGAACAGGAAACACCAGCCACAGCAAAACCGAGGAAAAAGUACAGCGAUGACAGCGAUGACUCCUAUUUUACUUCCGGCUCCAGGUACUUCGACGAGCCGAUGGAGUUACGGAGCAGCUCUUUUCCUAGUUGGGAUGACAGUUCAGAUUUCUAUUGGAAAAAGAAGAGCAUCAGAGAGACUGACACGGUUCUGAAAGCCACAGGCUAUUCAGACAGGCCUACUACUCGCCGCAAGCCAGACUGUGAGCCAGCUGGGAACACAGAUGAGGCCCAGAAGAAGUUUGGCAACGUCAAAGCCAUCUCCUCAGACAUGUACUUCGGAAGACAAGACCACGCUGAUUUUGAAACCCGGGCGCGGCUGGAGAGGCUGUCGGGAAGCUCCUCCAUCAGCUCGGCCGACCUGUUUGACGAGCAGAGGAAGCAGACGGCAGGAAACUACAACCUCUCGAGCGUGCUGCCCACGGCCCCCGACAUGGCGCAGCUGAAGGAGGGCGUGCGGUCCGUCGCCGGGAAGCUGUCCGUCUUCGCUAACGGAGUCAUGACCUCCAUCCAGGAUCGCUAUGGUUCUUAAUGCUGAUGUCACGUGCUUCCUGGAGAAAUCCCUCCCUAAGGAACCGACGCACCGCAGACUGCAGCGCAGGCGGCCCGUUGUGCAGGUGGCUCUCUGCCUUGUCCCGCAGUCCUAGACACGCUGACUCCUCGUUUCCUUUGAUGUAGAAGCCUUAUUGUCAUUUCUGUUUGGUCUUACUUCCUGCACAUGCCCUCUCUUUGCCAGGCCAUGCAUAUCCUCGCUUUAUUUCCUUGGAAUCUUUAGUUCUGACAGCUGGGGGCCUGGAGACAUGGCCCCUCCCACCCCUGAGAACAGAGAGCCUUGAGUGGGGUCUCAGCGUGUUCGACCCGGGGGCUAGGGGCUCAGAAUCAGCUGGCGCCAGCUGGGCCUGGAGAAACGAAAUCCACAACAGACAUCUCAGUAGCAAUGGAGCAAAAAAUAAAAACAAAGACCAAAAUGGCGUCUCACUGACGGAUUGCUUCGUGAUAUUGCACAUAGUCAGGUGACUUCAAAAUAAUGUUUAAAGUCACCUGUCCCCUUGUAAAUUGUUUAUUUUUAUGACCUAUAAAUUCCAAAAUAAUUUCAGUGAGUGCUUUUAACAAACCUAAGUUUCUGCGUUGCCGAGGGAACUGAUCUUUUGACAAGGUGUGGCUGUUUGAAUCUAUGAGAAAUAUAAGAUGAGAACUCCCUAAGUGCAUUUAUAAAUCGAUAGAGUGUACAGAAUUAAAAAUGAAUAAGGGAAAAAGAUACACUCACGGAAAACAUUUCAGUAUGUGGGAAAAUAGUAGUUGUAAUUGGGUAGUUUUGUUAAUAUUUUUUAUCUUAAUAUUUGUUUUUUAAAAAUUAUAGAAUGUGUAUAAAUGAAGAAAAAUAACUUGGCUGUGUUUUAGACAGCAUUAGAACAUAUUGUUCAGAACAGUAAAAUGUAUUUGAAAUUCGAUGAACCUGAAAUAUGGUUCCAGCUGAAUAUUUUGUGAAUCUUUCUUAAAGCUCCGAUGAUUAGACUUUGAAUAAACAGUUGCCGCAGGG